This is a messenger RNA of Pygocentrus nattereri (red-bellied piranha), 1621 nucleotides long. RefSeq lists its product as uncharacterized. Gene Ontology annotation, molecular function: zinc ion binding; nucleic acid binding. NCBI's taxonomy places the organism in Eukaryota, Metazoa, Chordata, Actinopteri, Characiformes, Serrasalmidae. The record is from RefSeq and is a predicted model, not a curated record. Bases 154 to 1425 code for a protein of 423 amino acids. The transcript is spliced from 2 exons.
AGGAAACGUUAUUUCUUUCUUCUACUCUCCCUCUCACUCUCUCAAAGCGAUUCAGCCUCUCGGAGACCAUCUUAACUGUGGAACUUUAUUACUUGGAAGGAAACAUCAUCUGCAGACAGCUUGUGCGUAAGCUGGUUGAAGAAGUGCACCAAAAUGCCUUUUCAGACCAUACCUGUAUCAGACGACAAGGCCCUUUGUGCUAAUUUGAGGAUGCAAGGAGCCAAAGUUGCAGACAAGCGUUUGAAUAAAACAAAGAAGGGGACGUUCCCCAGCAAUGGAAGCCCGGCUGAACGCAGCGAAUGGUGGAAUAACCUCAAAGAGGGUGAAAAGAAAGCCAAACAGGCCAUGGCUAUUAUGGCUUUGGAGUACGACCUAGCAAUAAAGAGGCUGGACAGGUGCGAAAUGAAACUGUUAGGUCUUGAUACGAAGACGAAGUCUCAAGAAGAAGAGAUUGACUCGCUGAAAAUGAAACUCCGGGAACAGGAAGAGGAAAACAAGCAGCUGAGAGGUGCGAUGGCUGACGCUCAAGCAAGCCAACGUUUGAAUGAUGAGGAGAUCAAGUUGUUGAGGCUGCACCUCAGGUAUGUCAAUGAAGAGGUCACGUCGUUAAGGGAACUCAAAAAUCCAGGAACAUCACAAGACAUUGUGGUUUGGAAUCAAACCUCUCCCCAUGACUCUAGAGAUGUGGUAUGUUCUGGACAAUCAGGGGUGCUCGUCAGUCCAGACCAGGCACAACUCCUUUAUCCCAUUAAGCUCCUUGAAGAACUCCCUGACAUAGAGAAGCACAACUCCAACCCUGAGUUCUGGAAGAAAAUAAAAGAGUGGAUUGCCGUUGGAUUGCCUCCUCAUCAAGUUGUUAGCUUGAUCAAGGCAAAAUGCCCUUCAGAAAUUUGGAAGGUAGUAGUGAAGGACAUCAGUGAAACUGACUUCCAGGACGUUGACUUCAACAACUCUGCGCAGGUGGAGAGACUGUUGCACAAGUUACGCAAGUGCAUGUCAAAAGCUCUGGGGUCGGGGUCACAACUCCUCAAUUUGUACCACUGUAGACUCCAGAAAGAGGAUGAAUCCUUUGUGGACUACAUCAAGGAGAAGUUCAGGCUAUAUUGCUCAUACGGGUGUGAUGUGGACAAGGACCCGGACAUCAAUGACCAGCUAUUCCUCCUCACUGCCUUAAAUGAUGCAACCAAAGAAUAUAAAGCGAUUCAGGAUCCCACAAGUUAUGCGGACAUGAUGAACCGGGCUGCUGCUGUAGAAAGCUGUAAGCUUAAAGCUCAGAGAAGAAACGAGUGCGUCAACUGUCGCAAGAGAGGCCACACUAAAGCACGGUGCAGGAGGCCAGGAGGGGGCGCUGAGGCUGGUCCAAAUGAAUGCUUCAGGUGUGGGAUUCGUGGCCACUGGGAGAGAAAUUGCCCACUGCACUGCUAGAAAGGUGCUGUGCAAGUUCAUUUUUCAUAUCAAGGUAACAAAAAUGUAAAUGUGCCCUCAAAAGGUACAACAGUGGUUUCAGGCAUCUAACCGCAUACAUUCAAUGAGCUUUUUUGUGUGGAAAAGUCCAUAUUUGUACAUUUUCAUAACCUAAUGUUUUUAAACAGAGCAAUAAAAUAAAAAGCCCGGGGAUGAG